AUGGCUUCGCGAUCAUUCAUGCCUCUGCGCAAGUCACUGGGCCAGCUGCCUGCUCGCAGCGCCCGGGCAGCUGGUGGCAAUGCAGGUUCUUCGUUUCGUCACUAUGCUACUGAGCAGGCCCCUCGUCAGAAGCCGCAGUUCACAGUGUGGCGGCCAUACCUGCGGCUCGCAAUUGGUGUGCCGUUCAUAGGCGCGAUCAUCUACUCAAUGGCCACCGGCGAAGUCACUGACCUCGAUUCCCCCUCCAUUGUUGAACUAGAUGAAGCCUUGAAGAAAUCCUCCGACAUCAACGAGUCCUCGCCUAUGCGCCUGCGGAUGGAGAAGCUCAUCAAGGAGCACCAGCAAAAAAUCAUCGAAGAGCUUGGCAGGAUAGACGGCAAACAAUUUAAGACAGAUACAUGGUCGCGUCCCAAUGGCGGCGGUGGAAUCUCCUGCGUGUUGCAGGAUGGAAAUGUCUUUGAGAAGGCCGGUGUGAACGUCUCCGUGGUUUACGGCGAGCUGCCGCGGCCCGCUAUUGAGAAGAUGCGCGCAGACCACAAGUCCUUCGUCGGAGCUGAUGUUGACUCGCUGAGCUUCUUUGCUGCUGGUCUCUCGCUGGUCCUCCACCCUCACAACCCAAUGGCUCCCACCGUGCAUCUUAACUACCGCUAUUUCGAAACAUCCGAUCCAAAGGAUCCGAUCAACGGCGACAAGAAUUGGUGGUUCGGCGGCGGCACUGAUCUAACCCCGUCUUACCUCUUCCCUGAGGAUGCGCAGCAUUUCCACAAGACUAUCAAGGAAACCUGUGAUCGCCACGACGCCACGUACUACCCAAAGUUCAAAGCCUGGUGCGACAAGUACUUCUACCUGCCCCACCGCGGCGAAUGCCGAGGUGUCGGCGGCAUCUUCUUCGACGAUCUCGACGCCAACUUCCUACAAACUUCCGCCGGAUCGUCAUCAAACCCGCAGGAAACCCUCUUCUCCUUUGUCUCCGAUGGCCUGGCUUCCUUCCUGCCCUCGUACGUGCCUAUCCUCGAGCGCCGAAAGGAUAUGCUUUACACGCCAGAGCAGAAGCAGUGGCAACAGCUCCGCCGUGGCCGCUACGUAGAGUUCAAUCUUGUCUACGACCGCGGUACCAGCUUUGGCCUGCGCACCCCCAACGCGCGCAUUGAGAGUAUCCUCAUGAGUCUGCCGCGCACGGCAAGCUGGGCCUACAUGGACCCCGUCUCGGGCACCAGGACCGAGGCUAUGCCCAUCGAUGAGGACGACUUGGGUGAGGAUAAGGCCAGCGAGAAGGAGAUUAUGGAUGUGCUGAAGCACCCCCGGCAAUGGGCUUGA
Molecule: messenger RNA, 1317 nt
Organism: Penicillium macrosclerotiorum
Lineage: Eukaryota; Fungi; Ascomycota; Eurotiomycetes; Eurotiales; Aspergillaceae
Gene: hem13
Product: coproporphyrinogen oxidase
Exons: 2
Coding region: 1-1317 (438 amino acids)
Cellular component (GO): mitochondrial intermembrane space; cytoplasm
Molecular function (GO): coproporphyrinogen oxidase activity
Source: RefSeq, a predicted model, not a curated record